Messenger RNA from Megalopta genalis, 1208 nucleotides. RefSeq lists its product as uncharacterized. Lineage: Eukaryota; Metazoa; Arthropoda; Insecta; Hymenoptera; Halictidae. The record is from RefSeq and is a predicted model, not a curated record.
UUCGUGAACUUCAAGAUGGCAGUGCUGUUAAUCUAACGGGUGAAUGAUAAUUAGAACCUGAAUAGCUUUUGUAUCAGGUUUUAGACUUACAUUCACGUCAAAUUGCUUUCCACGUGAGUUUGACAAAUAACUAAUAAGCUUCGAAGAAUAUUGAUUCUUCCAUUUUAUCGUCAACAGAAGUUUAUGAUAAAAGGAAUUACACCCCAGUGAACACGUUAAAUUAAUAACAUGAUAGAGAAAAAUGAAGAUAAUACCGACACCGAUAGCAAUCUUGACAGAAGAAAACUAAUAUCCGACAAGAAAACAUUUUUGGAGAAACACUUUCUUGAGGUUCAAAAGGAAAUCAAAGUUUCCUUCGCACAAUUGGCACAGACAUUAUAUGCUAGAGAGAAACAACUGUUACGGCAGUCAGAAGCACUUUAUAGACAACAAAUAUCUUUGACAUUAUCAAAUCCUGAAAUUCUUCCUCCGUCUAUAACAAUAUUAGAUGAUAGGAACACCCUUGAAGAACAAAUUAAACAAUUUGGAAGAAUAGAACUGACAGGUUCUAACACGACAGUAAUUACUGACUUAGAACCAUAUAAGAUUCAGGAAUAUCAAGAUAUUAAUAAAGAUCAUGUCAGCUUCGACAAAUCUGUUAAAGGUUCAGAGGAUGUUUCUCCUAAUGGUGAUAUGGAAGAGUUAUCUACAGUAGAAGACAGAAAGGUGAAAAAUAUCACCAAUGGUUUAAAAACAUUUAGCAUAGAGUACCUAACAGAAAAUACCAGUAAGAUUUCUAAUUUUCAAGACAAACAAUCUGAAGAAAAUUUGAACCGAUCUCCAAAAAUAAAUCCAGACUUCAAAAACAAUGAUCUUAAUUUCGAAAAUGCCAUUACUGAGCAACAGAAUGAUGGCACAAUUCUCAGGAAUUCUGGAAGAAAUAUUAUGGAAGAGCAGCAAAAUUCUCAUGAACUGCCAAAGCAAGUUCAACAAUGGUUAGAUCAGAUAGUUCUGGAAACAGAAACAGAGCCAACUAUACAUGAAGUAAAAAAACACUUAAAAUAACAAUGAUAUGUCUGCAAAAAGUUUUAACUGGAAACGUAAAAUUGAUAUUUGAUUAAGUGAACCAUCAUCUCACUAUAUUUUCUCUCAUACAUUUAUUCCUACUUUUCUUGCAGACAACUAAUUAAAUUAUUUUAAUUAAAUAACUUAUGAUCUUACCUCCUUUA